Messenger RNA from Drosophila sulfurigaster albostrigata, 2279 nucleotides. It is a transcript of the gene Hpr1, whose product is annotated as THO complex subunit 1. The record is from RefSeq and is a predicted model, not a curated record. Gene Ontology annotation, molecular function: protein binding. NCBI's taxonomy places the organism in Eukaryota, Metazoa, Arthropoda, Insecta, Diptera, Drosophilidae. The coding region runs from base 99 to 2279 and encodes 726 amino acids. The transcript has 5 exons. Gene Ontology annotation, biological process: regulation of DNA-templated transcription elongation; mRNA export from nucleus; signal transduction. Gene Ontology annotation, cellular component: THO complex part of transcription export complex.
GUCACACUGUUUGUAUUGCUUGCUGAGUAUUUGUUUUCUGAGCGAGUUAUUUCUUGUUAUUGAAUUGAAAAUAUAGUGCAGAGAGUUAUAUAUAAAAAAUGAGCACACAAUCCGCAGAGGCCGGUGGCACUACGGAUACAGGUUCGGCGAACUUCUUUGCUCUGCAGGCAUCAUUCGAGUCUUCGCUGGAACGGGCAAUUGACCAGAACAAUGUGGAGCAACUCGUGAGGGAUUACCACAAAUUUCGCUCGAAUUCAGAGCACGACAAACGCUCGCCCAUGGACCAAGCAUUCCGUGAGAUCUUGAUGAAGCGCCUCGGCGACGAUGUGGAAAGCAUUGGAGCCCUGGUUCGUCUCUCCGUAGAGGCUGCACGUGCGGAUAUUGUUUCGAACACUAUACCUGUGGUGCUGCUGGGCGACACCUUCGAUGUGGUUACGCUGAGCAGGUGCGAACAGAUUUUCCGUUUUGUUGAGGAGCUCGUCGAAGUCUGGAAGGAGGAGGUCUUCUUUGCAUCCUGCAAGAACAAUUUGCUUCGCAUGUGUAACGAUUUGCUGCGCCGCCUUUCGCGCACACAGAACACUGUUUUCUGUGGUCGCAUUUUGCUCUUUCUUUCAAAAUUCUUCCCGUUCUCUGAACGUUCCGGACUGAACAUAGUUUCCGAGUUUAAUUUGGACAAUUUCACGGAGUACGGACUGGAUAGUAAGGAUCACGAUGAUAUUGAUAACAAGGAGCUGGAAGAUACCGCCGAAGAUAUCCCGUUAAAGAUUGACUACGAUUUGUAUUGUAAAUUUUGGUCACUUCAGGAUUUCUUUCGCAAUCCCAAUCAAUGCUACAGCAAAGCGCAGUGGAAGAUGUUCCAAAUGCAUGCAGAAACAAUUCUGCAGUCGUUCUCCAGCUUCAAGUUGGAGGACGUGCGCCCACACAACGAUGCCAACAGCAACAGCGAUGUCGGCAAUAAGGUGACGGACAUGGAUAUCGAUGAUAACUCGAUAUCUGCCGCGGCUGCUCUCGCCGUUCGCAAGGACACCCAUUUCUUUGCAAAGUUUCUGACCAAUCCAAAGCUACUCGCGCUGCAGUUAUCCGACUCGAAUUUUCGGCGUGCCGUCCUAGUGCAGUUCCUCAUACUAUUCCAAUAUCUGCAGGUUAGCGUCAAGUUCAAAAUAGAUUCCUAUACUCUAACGACGGCUCAGUCAGACUUCAUAAAGGAGACGGAGCAGCGGGUCUAUAAACUCUUGGAGGAGACACCGCCUUAUGGUCGCAGAUUCGCGCGCACUGUGCAGCACAUGUUGCACAGAGAAGAGAUGUGGAACAACUGGAAGAAUGAUGGCUGCAAGGAGUUCAAGAAACCCGAAGAAGCCGAAAUCAACGAAGAUGACGCGAAACCUCCUCCUGCCAAGCGAUCCAAGCGACCCCUUGGCGAUUGUCUGCGGGAUGCCGCACGCAAUGGCAAGUUCUUCUUGGGCAAUGAUAACUUAACCAAGCUGUGGAAUUACUCGCCGGACAACUUGCAAGCGUGCAAGAGCGAACAGCGCAACUUCCUGCCCAUGCUUGAGACUUACUUGGAAACGCCACAUGACAAAAACGAUCCCGCCUUUGAGUGGCGAGCAUUGCGUCUGCUGGCCCGCCAGACGCCUCCUUUCUCCAUCCCUUCGCAGCCGUCGUGCAAGAUCUCCGACUAUCUGGAUGUUGUGCGAAAGCGUUUGACACGCGAGAAAGAGCUGGUGAAGCAGACGAGCACCGCAUCGAAUAAUACGACGGAGCACAGCAACGAAUCGGGCACAAACAGUGCGCCCACAGAGCAGGAGCAUGAGGCUUCAGUGGCUCUGCAAGAGAUCGAACAACUCGAUGUGGAAGACACUGAGCCCGUUGUGGAAGAUGUGGACGAAAUGCCAGCACACGAGAAGUCUCUGAUGGUCACACGCGCACACAUUGAUGAGGUGACGCCGGUGAUUGGCGAGCAUUGGAUGAAGGUGGGCAAGAAGAUUGGCUUCAGCAACGAUGAGUUGCUGUUCUUCCAAAUGGAGAAUCCCUCAGCUGGCGUGGCAUGCACCAAAAUGUUAACCAAUUGGAUUGCCGACGACGACGAUGCCACGCUGGACAACUGGGCUUACAUGCUCGAAGGCCUGGAGAUGAACAAGGCCGCCGAUGCCGUCAAGGCGAUCAUUGAGCGCGAGAAAGCGGCUGCAGUGCAGCACACAACAACAACGCCAGCAACAACAACAGUCGGUCAAUUGCAGGAGUCGAGUGCCAGCAACGAUGUGGAGAUACUUUCGGAUUAG